Camellia sinensis is the source of this 3847-nucleotide messenger RNA. RefSeq lists its product as uncharacterized. The record is from RefSeq and is a predicted model, not a curated record. Gene Ontology annotation, molecular function: protein binding. NCBI's taxonomy places the organism in Eukaryota, Viridiplantae, Streptophyta, Magnoliopsida, Ericales, Theaceae.
CCUUCUUCUCUAGUCUCGCUCUGUGCAUCAAUCUCCAACCUCGACUCGACUCGACUCGACUUAGUGCCCUAGUUUGUGAAAUUUAUCAAUCUCGCCACAUCUACUUGUAUCUUCAUUCAUUUAUUGAUGCUUGAACUCGAAUUCAUAUACUGAUAAUGCAGUCUCAGCUAUCCGAGGCGAGGUUGAUCUAUUCCGGUUCUGACUUACAUUCUGUUUGUCUGGAAAGAAAAUAAGGGGACUGAAGCACCUUAGUUGAAAUGUAUUAUUUUUGUCCAAGGUUAUCUGCAAUAUUCUUAGUUUUCAUGGACUACUCAAUGUUACUAACAAGAGGUCUGGAGAAUUAAGGGAAUAGAAGCAGCUUAGAGAUGCAAGGAUGAAGACACUCUUAAGAAACCGAGGGAUAAUACUUUACUAUUCAAAAUUCUGUCCCAUUUUCACAUUUGGUGUGAGGUUUUCAUCCUCUUGCAAUGGGCCCUCUGAUCAGGAAAGGAAAGUCAUCUCUUUUGUGGACGGGGGUAAUCAGGAAUGUUUACGAAAAUUGGAAGGAUUAAGGCAAGGAAUUAACAGUGUGUGUCAGAUCUUGGUGACCAGUCCUUGGGGACCUUCCCUGGAAAAUGCUCUUACUGCGUUUGAUGAAAACCCUCAAACAGAGUUAGUCAUUGGAGUCUUAAAGAGGCUUAAAGAUGUUAAUCUAGCUGUGAACUAUUUUCGAUGGGCUGAGACAAAAACCAACCAGGCACAUUGUCCAGAAGCAUAUAAUUCACUACUCAUGGUAAUGGGUAGAAGUAAAAAAUUUGAUAAUCUGGAACAGAUUUUGGAAGAAAUGAGCCUUGCUGGAUUUGGCCCUUCUAAUAAUACAUGUAUUGAGAUAGUUGUCAGCUGCGUCAAGUCUCAGAAGAUGCAAGAAGCAUUUGAUUUCAUACAGUCCAUGAGGAAAUUCAAAUUCCGUCCCGCAUUUUCAGCUUAUACAACUCUAAUUGGUGCUCUGUCUUUACUCCACCAACCUGAUCUCAUGCUCACUCUCUUUCGUCAAAUGCAGGAGCUAGGCUAUGAAGUAAGUGUGCAUUUAUUUACGACUCUUAUUCGUGUAUUUGCCAAGGCAGGCCAGGUUGAUGCUGCUCUUUCUUUGUUAGAUGAGUUGAAAAGCAACAAUUUUGAUGCAGAUACUGUUCUCUAUAAUGUCUGUAUAGACUGCUUUGGAAAAGCGGGCAAGGUGGAUAUGGCUUGGAAGUUCUUUCACGAGAUGAAAGUGCAUGGCCCCGUGCCCGAUGAUGUGACAUAUACAAGCAUGAUAGGGGUUCUUUGCAAAGCUAAUAGACUCGAUGAAGCCGUGGAGCUAUUUGAGAAGAUGGAACUUAACAGGAAAGUUCCAUGUGCAUAUGCUUAUAGCACCAUGAUCAUGGGUUAUGGCUCAGCUGGAAAGUUCGAUGAAGCUUACAACUUACUCGAGAGACAAAAGUUAAAAGGAAGCAUUCCUAGUGUGAUCACAUAUAAUUGUAUUCUCACAUGCCUUGGGAAGAAAAGCAAAGUAGAUGAGGCUUUAAGGAUAUUCGAGGCAAUGAAGAAAGAUGCUGCCCCCAAUCUUUCGACCUAUAAUAUUCUUAUAGACAUGCUUUGCCAGACGGGGAAUUUAGAGGUUGCUUUGGAGAUUCGGGAUGCCAUGAAAGAAGCUGGCUUAUUUCCAAAUGUUAUGACGAUAAAUAUAAUGAUUGAUAGGCUGUGUAAGGCUCAAAAACUUGAUGAAGCUUGCUCUAUAUUCGAAGGAAUGGAUCACAAUGUUUGCUCCCCAAAUGCUGUUACAUUUUGUUCUCUGAUAGAUGGUUUGGGCAGACACGGUAGAGUAGAUGAUGCCUAUACGCUUUAUGAACAGAUGUUAGAUUCUGGUUGGGUUCCAGAUGCCAUAGUUUAUACAUCCCUCAUCCGAAACUUUUUGAAGUCUGGAAGGAAGGGUGAUGGGCACAAAGUCUACAAAGAAAUGGUUUGUAGGGGUGUUUCUCCCGACCUUACUCUCCUCAAUACUUACAUGGAUUGCGUUUUCAAAGCUGGUGAAACUGAGAAAGGGAGGGCCUUGUUUGAGGAAAUUAAGUCUCAAGGGUUCACCCCAGAUGUGUGGAGCUACUCUAUAUUAAUUCAUGGCCUUACAAAAGCAGGUUUGGCUAGUGAGACUUAUGAGUUGUUCUAUGCUAUGAAAGAACAAGGAUGUGUAUUGGAUACCCUUGCUUACAACACCGUUAUUGAUGGAUUUUGCAAGUCCGCUAAAGUGAAUAAAGCUUACCAGUUGCUGGAGGAAAUGAAGGUGCAGGGUCAUCAACCGACCGUGGUCACCUAUGGUUCGGUAAUUGAUGGGCUUGCUAAAAUUGACAGACUUGAUGAAGCUUACAUACUUUUUGAAGAAGCAAAAUCAAGGGGUGUGGAACUAAAUGUAGUUGUGUAUAGUAGUCUCAUUGAUGGCUUUGGGAAGGUGGGCAGAAUCGAUGAAGCAUAUCUGAUCAUGGAAGAGUUGAUGCAACAAGGAUUGACACCGAACAUAUACACUUGGAAUUGUUUGCUUGAUGCAUUAGUAAAGGCUGAGGAAAUUAAUGAAGCCCUUGUUUGCUUUAUUUCCAUGAAAGACUUGAAAUGUCCCCCCAACACCGUAACUUAUAGCAUUCUCAUAAAUGGUCUUUGUAGGGUACGAAAGUUCAACAAGGCCUUUGCAUUUUGGCAGGAGAUGCAAAAGCAAGGGUUAAAACCCGAUAUGAUCACCUACACCAACAUGAUCUCGGGUCUUGCAAAAGCAGGAAAUAUAUUGGAGGCUAAUGGACUCUUUGAAAAGUUCAAGGCAAAUGGUGGUUUACCUGAUGCUGCUUGUUAUAAUACAAUGAUAGAGGGUUUAAGCUUUGCAAAUAGGGCAAUGGAAGCAUACUUGCUUUUUGAGGAAACUCGGUUGAAAUGUUGCAAUAUUUAUACCAAAACUUGCGUCGUUCUUUUGGAUGCUUUGCACAAGGCUGAAUGUCUUGAGCAGGCAGCGAUUGUGGAUGCUGUGUUGAGGGAAACGGCAGAGUCGCAUCAUGCUUCAAGGUCGUUAUGACAUCUCAGUUUUGUAGUACUUGUUGAUCAUUGGCGGAUAAACACAAAUUUUUUUGGUAAAUUGACACCUGCUAGGCACGUGUCAUCUUGCUGAAGAAGCAAUUUAUGGCACAGAGCGCAGCAGUUUAUAUGAAUUCUUUAUCUCAUCAAACCUUAUAAAAUAGUUGAAUCUUGCACCCUCCAGAGGUACUUCCUAAUCUGUUCAGUGAAAACUUUUAGGAGCAUACGACCUAUGAAAUCAGAGCUUUGCACAUAAUUAUCAGCUCAUGCUACUGCCAAUUAGUUACAUUUAUAUUGCACUUCUGGUGGUAAAACACCCAAUUUUGGCAUGAAUCAAGGAAAAGUUUUGUGGACACGCUUUCUGCCAUUGUGAGUGCUAUGAUUAUGGGUUUUCCACUUUGAUAUAUGCGGCAUUCACAGAGAAUGAAGAACAGAAACAGCAGUCAUGGCCAACCUUUUUCCAGUCCAAUUUUACCAGCUAUUGAUGCAGAGUCCAUUGUCGAAGUUGUUUUUUUCCAGUAGCGUUUGUGGUAAUGAGGAAUGCAGUAAUAACAACACUAGCUGCAGGAGUACAAGUAGAACACAUAUUCACAUUAAUGUAUUUGGGAGAUGUCCCUUGAAUUACUUGAUUGAUCAUUUUCUUUUUCAUCCCAAGUCCUUGAAGAAUCCAAAUUUUACUUCUUUGCCCCGUUUGUUUAUUAGUAUAGUGGGCAUAAGUGAGAGGAUUAAUAAUGUGAUGGUAUUACGUUGAAAAUGAAAAUUAUCUUUAUUUGUGUAG